ACGCGCUCGGGCAUGGAUUUCGCCGAGUCCUUCCUCGCCAACCUGUAUGACGAGGAAGAGAAGCAUGUCGAUCUCGAUGACCACCCACCGCCUGGAGCCUCCAAGAAGCGGAAGCUGACGUCGCCGCGCGAGGCCAACCCGCGGCUCCACCUCGCCUUUGCGGCCGCACCGCUGCUGUCGCCCAUCGUGCACCGCUCGGCCAUGGCACCGCCCAAGGCUAUGCCAGACGAGGCUGCGCCGCUGUGCCUGGGCAAGCAGGAAGAAAACCGAGACCCUGCCAACUCGUCGCUCGAGACGUCCGUUAGCAGCGUCGGGUCUCUGGACAAUAAUCUGUUGGCAGACUUGCUGCCGACAGGUGCAAGCCCGGCGCUAUCGAGUGCGAGCCCGGCACUUGUGGCUGGCAAAGACGCCGCUCCGAAUGAGACCCUGGACGCGUUCGAGCUGCCGCCACCGAUUCUCGCCAUACCGCCGAGCAUCAAACCCGUUGUAGAGCCGUCGGUGGUGCCGCCGCCUCUUCUUGUCGUCGUGAGCGAAGCGCCACCUGCGAUUGAAGCCGCUGCCACCACGGCCGACGCUCCUGCCGCUGAGGUAUCUUCCGCCCUAGCGCCAGCGCCUGCCAGCGCUCUGCCAUCCACCGAGAGCAGCCGCAAGGUGUCAGAGGACGAAAGCGUGGCGAGCGUCGAGGCUCCUUCGUCGGUCGAAGACGACGACGACGCCGACGCGAUUGCAGCCGAAGUUGAGGCCGAAUUUGAAGCCGACGAGAUUGCCGCCGAGGUCGAAGCCGAGUUUGCCCAAUCCGACAAAGUUGAGGCGAUGACGCUCUCGGACGACGACGUCAACCAAAUCAAGCUCGUGCUGAAAACUUCGAUCGCCAAGCAGCACGCGAGCAGCGGGUCGUCGCUCAUCGGCCUCGAGACUCACGUGGCGCAGGUCGAGAGCCUCCUCGAGCGUACGAUCGUGCACGGCGAGAACCAGUCCGCGCUCCUUGUCGGGUCUGUCGGCAACGGCAAGCGCAGCAUCCUCCAGAAAGCUGUGCACCAGCUGCAAACCGCAUAUGCAACAGCGCACCCGUUCCACCUGGUGCACCUCAGCGGCAGUCUCUUCAGCAACGAGGUCGAGGCUUUUCGCGAGAUUGUGCAGCAGCUCUCGCCGGACGGCGCGAUCGGCCAGCGCAGCGUCGCCUUCUUCAACAUGUACGACUUUAUGAAGCAGCUGCUGCUCGAGAAGGCGCUAUUGAAAGAAGCUGUCGUCUUUGUCCUCGACGACUUUGACGCGUUUGUGAGCGAAAGCAAAGCCAAGCAGCUGCUCCUGUACAACCUCCUCGACUGGAUGCAGACCAAAGACGUGCGCAUUGGUCUCCUCGGAGUCUCGAGCAAUUUCAACAUUAUCUCGCAGCUCGAGAAGCGCGUCAAGUCCCGCUUCUCCAACUUUCAAAUCGUCGUGCUCCGGCAGCCCAUGAAGAGCAUCUUGCAGCUGCUCUGGAUGACGCUGCAGCUGCGCGCACACGAGUGGCCGCUCACGAACCCGCCGCCCGCCGCGUACUUUACCGCCUACGAAGAAGCACUGCACUUUGCGCUCUUUGACGCGGCGUCGUCGCUCUUGCCAGAGCUGCAGUACUGGUACGACCUCGGCAAACCGACGCACGUGUUUCUGCGCGUCGCCCACGUGGCCGUGAACACGCUCACGCCGACGUCGCCGCUCUUGGGACAGAGCCAUUUUGAGACGGCGAUGGCGCAACUCGCGCCGCCCCACCAGCUCCAGACGCUCCAAGGCAUUACGACGCGGGAGCUGACGCUGUUGCUGGCCAUGAUCGCGUUGGAGCGCGUCGGGCGCAGCUCGUACUCGUUUGAAAUGGUGUUUCAAGAGUGCAACCUCUUUUACCGCAAGCACUCGCUCAAGUCGCCGGGGCGCCUCGACGCGCUCAAAGCGCUCGACAACCUCCACUCGCUCCAGCUCAUUCACCACAUGUCGGGCUCGACGACGGCCGCGCAGCAGGUGCAGCCCGAGUUCCGCCUCCUCCAGCUCACGCUGCGCGCGUCGGUGAUUCUGGACGCGAUCAAACACAAGCGAAUUGCGUGCACGACGCUCAUCGAGCAGUGGGCGCUCAACGGCUUAUAAAUAUAUAACAACGCUAGAGAACGCAGAGCGUUGUUCGACAGCUCUGGAGAAACGACACGACGUUGUCGUGGCCUCGGUGCAGCGCCAUCGUCGUCAUCGUGCUCUCGUCGAACCGCAGGGUCUUGGUGCGCAA
Messenger RNA from Saprolegnia diclina VS20, 2251 nucleotides. RefSeq lists its product as hypothetical. Gene Ontology annotation, molecular function: DNA replication origin binding. Lineage: Eukaryota; Oomycota; Saprolegniomycetes; Saprolegniales; Saprolegniaceae. Gene Ontology annotation, cellular component: nucleus; nuclear origin of replication recognition complex. The coding region runs from base 13 to 2118 and encodes 701 amino acids. The record is from RefSeq and is a predicted model, not a curated record. Gene Ontology annotation, biological process: DNA replication initiation; DNA replication. The transcript has 7 exons.